Molecule: messenger RNA, 3043 nt
Organism: Mauremys mutica (yellowpond turtle)
Lineage: Eukaryota; Metazoa; Chordata; Testudines; Geoemydidae
Product: putative short-chain dehydrogenase/reductase family 42E member 2
Biological process (GO): steroid biosynthetic process
Molecular function (GO): 3-beta-hydroxy-Delta5-steroid dehydrogenase (NAD+) activity
Source: RefSeq, a predicted model, not a curated record
GCUGCGAGCAGAAACCGACUGCCCUGCGACUGAGGUAAAUACGGCCCGGUGUUCCCUUGAGUAGGUGAGCGAAGUGGCCACACGGUACGCCCUGGCAAACGGCUCCCUCUGGAUCCUAGGAUGAGGGGCAGUAGUAAGAACCCGAAGAUCUGAGCUCGUUUGGGGAAUACGCUUCACUGGGGAGCCCUGCUAUGCCGGUGCUAAUCAACACCCAGAGAAAACCGCGCUGACCAUCUCCCCAGCUCGCAAAUGAGGACUCAGAAUAAUUAAAUUUUCGUCUAACAACGAGGAUCCUGCCAAAGGUUAAGAUAAAGAAAAACAUUGCAGCCCUGAAUGGAGCUUUUUAACAUGAAACUUAGUGGAAUUAUCUGCACCCCGGAGCACCAUGGAGCAAUUUUCAACAUGGGAAAAAAAAUGUUUUGUGUGUCUAGUGAUAGAAAAUCGUAUUGCUGUUGUAGACCUGACCCAAAACAUAUAUCUAAUGGGGUAGUGCCCCCCUGGAGCCAAACAUCUGAGUGUAAUCUUAACCGACAUGCUGGAGCACUGAGUAAAAGAAGCAUGAACACAGUAGUGACAGGAGGUGGAGGAUUCUUUGGAUAUAAUUUGGGGUGUGCUCUUGCCAAAUCAGGAGCCUCGGUUGUUCUGUUAGAUAUACAAGAGCCCAUUUGGGAAAUUCCUAAUGGAGUAGUGUUUAUCCAGGCUGAUGUGAGGGAUUAUGAUGCCCUACUUGCAAUUUGUGAAGGGGCUGACUGUGUGUUUCAUGCAGCUGCAUAUGGAAUGUCAGGACUAGAGCAACUACAAAAAGAAAAGAUUGAAUCUAUAAAUGUUGGUGGGACAAAACUCAUAAUUGAAGUCUGCAAACAACAGAACAUCCCCAGAUUGAUAUAUACUAGUACAGUGAACGUGGUGUUUGGAGGGAAUCCCAUUGAAGAUGGCGAUGAGGAAACUGUGCCAUAUUUUCCAUUAGAAAAGCAUAUUGACCAUUAUUCCAAGACCAAAUCAAUUGCUGACCAAAUGGUACUAGCAGCUAAUGGAGCUCCAGUAGCAGGAGGUGAUAAGCUCCGUACAUGUGUUCUUCGCCCACCAGGCAUCUACGGACCAGGAGAGCAAAGACAUCUGCCACGAGUAGCAGUUAAUAUUCAGAAGGGGCUGUUUCGCUUCAGGUUUGGGGACCCGUCUGCCACAAUGAACUGGGUUCAUGUACAGAAUCUUGUACAAGCUCAUAUACUGGCUGCUGUGGCUCUUACCUCUGAGAGGAACUAUAUAGCUAGUGGUCAGGCAUACUACAUAAAUGAUGGCAAGAAUGUCAACCUUUUUGAAUGGAUAACUCCACUAUUUGAAAAAUUAGGUUGCAGUCCACCAUGGAUACGUAUUCCUACUUGCUUUGUUUACGUAGCAGCCACAGCAAUGGAAUAUCUGCACUUGGCACUGAAACCAGUUAUUGAAUUUACACCUUUGCUGACCAGAAAUGAGGUGCGGAACAUUGCCGUGACUCACACAUUCCGAAUAGACAAGGCACGCAGCCAGCUAGGUUAUUAUCCAAAGAAUUUCACAUUUGCCGAUUCUGUGGACCAUUUUAUUAAAACAAGACCAGUAAAACAGAAUCAUCACAUCUUCCUUAAAGUCAUACUUUCCUUAAUUGGUAGCUUUCUAAGUUUGAUAUUUCUUUCUUUUACAUUAGCAGAUCUUCCAAUUAUGCAUUUUUUCAAAGAAAACCAACAUUAACUUAUGUUUCCUGAGCAUUAAUAAACUGGCAUGUAAUCAGUCACAGUAUAGACCUCGGCUCACAUGGGCUGCAUUACUCUGCACCAGAUAUUAGCUCCGAUGUAAUAGGCAGUUAUUUUUAGGCUUAAACUAAAAAAAGACAGCACAUCAGUAAACCUUCUUAAAAGGUUAAAAUAAAGUAUAGUAAGGUCAGAAGGCCAAAGAUGAUCACCCAUGACAAAUGCAGGAGUCAAAGCUGUUGGAUCUAUUUGUUUCACACCAAAAGGGCUUCUUUCCAAACUGCUUGUUGAAGUGGAUGACAAACUGGAAGAGACGGAACUACAGUAAAUCUGCAAUACUGUAUCAACAAAGACAAGCACAGCUAGAAUAAGGAGAAAGACUGACCAGACCUGUUGCCAAUGCAUGUUAUUGCGGGGAAUACAGAGAAACUGGAAAAUAGAACAACAAAAGUGAAAAAUAGAUUCAUGUAAACAAAACACAAUGCAUACUAGCUGUACAGAAAAGAUGCAUGCAAUGUAAUUUUUGUGUGUGAAUGAGUUGUAUUGUGACACUGCAUAAGAGGUGAAAUAAAAGUGUACUUGAAAUUCAGCAUGUAUUAAGGCUCUCUCACAUGCAGUGAGUGACCUUUAUUAGUACUCAUUCAUAAUGUCCCACAAUACCAGGUACCAAGCUUAGUAGCAAUGCAUAGUGGUCACUGGCCUCUAAUUGGCCUCCAUCAAACUUCUGAGGACUUCCAGAAGUAGUGUCCAAUUGUUGAUGCACUUUGUUCUGGUCCAUUGUUAAAGUAUCUAAUUUCAAGAGCCAACAGACACCAGUACAACCCCUGUGUACCUUAAUUAUAUUGAAUAUAAUUAAUGAAAUAACAUUGUUAAGGAAAUGUCAUCAUCCUGUACUGCAUUUAUGCCAGAUCUUUUUAAAGCUGAAAUGUGGAUGUCCUGUUUGUGUGUGUCCUUUGUCUCUUGAAAGUGAUGCAAAUGUUAUGUUAUUGGACAAAUAAGUAUAUUAUAAAAACUAUUUAAACAAGAAGGAAACUUUGAGAAAAGCCCACACACAUACACUGACCAGGACAUUUCCUCCCGCUUUGUUCUACUUUCUAUGAGUUACUAAGGCUUGUGUCUUCCUAUGUGACCAUACAGACCUAGAGGAAUGGAGACAUAAUCCUGACUUAAAAAAUAACGAUGUUACAUUUCCUUUUCUUUUUCAAAUGAUACUUAGUAGUUCAUCUAUUUGUAUUGGUCCUUGACUGGUGUGUAUGAAUUUUGAGAUCACCUUGUAUUUAUACAUUUAGCCAGCCCAUGAAAUAGGACUUUUUUCUGCA